AUGAGAUUAAGAAGCCAGGAGGAUGUCCCCAUCACAACCGGGGAUCUGCCGCAGCGUGAGAGUAGUGCAAGCACAAAGAAACGAAGCGGGUUGCCAUACGAAGAUACAUUCAAUCAAGACAAACAGUACUUGUUUAUUCCUAAUCUCCAUCGCGACCAUAUGCCAUCGACGGUUACCUCGUUUUUCGUACUACAGUCCUUUUACACGGCUUUCUUUGGUACUACGCCUCAGCUCGGUCAUAUCUUGCCCCGAGCGUUGACGCCAUCCAGUAUCUCGUCAGCCGACUCGAGCGAGAUCGAGAGUACACAAAGUGAAGCUGAUGACAUCUCGUUACCUCGCCAGGAAAGUGGAAAAAAGAGGGCGAAUGAGCUGCCGAGUCAUCAAGCAGUAAAGCGACAAGGUCGAUUAUGGGCGAGCACGGCCGAAGUGAACUCACCCGUUCAUUCUCCCGCCCGUCAUACCAUUCACUUCCGCACAUUCCGAUAUGGACAGCUAGAGACUGUUCGUACAGCGCACGUUGACCCUUCCGACGAAAAUGAAGUAAAGAAGGUCGCGUAUGAGCUUCAAGAGCAGGACUUUGCGUUUCUUUCGACCUCCUUUAAGUCGUUGCUUCCAGAGCAAGUGCAAGGUAGCGCUUUGUCAAGUGGUAUCAACACGGUCCUGGUCCUCCCGCGAGAACGUGUUGUAGUGGAUAAGCCUCUUAAACAGGCGAUUAAAAACCUACUACAGUCAGAUUCGAAAUCGGUGUCUGUGUAG
Molecule: messenger RNA, 756 nt
Organism: Microdochium trichocladiopsis
Lineage: Eukaryota; Fungi; Ascomycota; Sordariomycetes; Xylariales; Microdochiaceae
Exons: 1
Coding region: 1-756 (251 amino acids)
Source: RefSeq, a predicted model, not a curated record